GUUCUUCAAAGUAUUAACAUCGACGAAGUGCUUUGCUGAGUGACUGUUCCACCUGAAAUAAUAUAAUAUUUUUGCAACUUUAUAAUUUUUCAUAUAAUUUCAAUAAUUUCGAAAUAAAUUAUUGUAAAUACGUUAUCCUUCAGAAUGUCUAUGCAAAGAGAUACACGGGAUGUUCAAAAUUUCAACGAAUUAAAAACGAUACGAGCGAUUUUCAAGGAUUUUUGCUCAAAUAGCUCAAUACAUGGCGUCCGCUAUCUCACCGAACGACGACGACACUGGAGUGAAAGACUCUGGUGGAUUGUUGCAUUUAGUUUGUCCGUGUAUUUUUGCGUUUCUUCCAUUCACAGUAUUCUAAUUAAUUGGAGUGAAAAUUCAGUGAACAUGAUUAUGGCUGAGAAAAAUGCUAUGGUUUCUACAAUUCCAUUCCCGACUGUCACAAUUUGUGUGAAACCGAAAAUUCACCUAGCUAACCUGAAUAUGACAAAAGAGGAGGACUUUUGGAAAAAACCCUUUUCUGAAAAACGUUUAACACAAAUGGAGGCUGUGGGUAUGAUCUGUGAUUUUCCCACCAAGAAAAGAUCCAAUUUUACAGACGAUUCAAUUUAUGAUACGUUUCAAGAAAUCGCACCAGAUUUAAGUGACGUGGUGUUUUGGUGUACAUGGAGAGGAGCAAACUUCUGCGUUUUUUCAUUGAGUACAGUUAUUACUGCUGAAGGUGUUUGCUUCGCUUUCAACGCUUUGAACUCAAAUGAGAUUUACACCGAAGAAAUGGCACCCGGAAUGAUGAUCGUCGAUAACAAUCCAAAUGUAACAUAUUGGAGUCCAGAAGGUGGAUAUUACGAUGAAACAAACAAGGAAUACUACCCGAAUCGAAUAUUCAAUGCAAUGCCAGGUGGUGCAUUAAACAUUGACUUUCAUCUCUCGAAUCAAGAUUUGGAAGGUACUUGUCCGUACAUCAAAUCCGCGUACCGAAUAUUUCUCCACAUGCCAGGCGAAGUACCCAAUAUGUCACGGAAUGUCAUUCAAGUGGCACCAUCAGAGAUCGCAGAAUUCUCGAUAAAGGCCACAUAUACCACAACAUCUGAGGGAUUACGCUCAUAUGAGCCAAGUCGUCGCCAGUGUUUUUUUGAUUCCGAUAGGCAGUUACGUUUUUUCAAGUUUUACACCCAAAAUAACUGCAUAGAAGAGUGCCUGGCGAAUUUUACGAAACAAGAAUGUGGAUGUGCCAGAUUCUUUAUGCCAAGAGAAAGACACACCGAGAUCUGUGGUGGUGCAAAGGCCAACUGUUAUUUAACUGCAAGAGAAAAGCUAUUUGGUGAAGAUGUGGUCGAGGGUUUAGAAGAUGAAAAUGCCAAAUCUUUUCGCAAAAACUGUCAAUGUUUACCAUCAUGCACUUCUAUUACAUAUGAUGUGGUUGAUCGAACUCAAACUUUUAAUCAACUCACCAGAACAGAGCGUGCCCAAGACACCGAAGUUAUGAUUUACUUCAAAUCACACGACAUAGUGACGCUAAAACGAACUGAAGCCUAUACGGUCACUCGAAUUCUGGCAAUUUGUGGUGGGUUACUUGGAUUAUUCUUGGGUGUUUCAGCCCUGAGUGUUAUCGAGUUUUUUUACUACUUCACACUGCGACUAUUUUGCAACGUUCACCGAUGGAAAUUGAGCCGAGUGAUGCCAUUCAAACGGAAAUUUGUACGUGAAGUGUCAAAUAAUACAUUAAGCGUGUGAAAUACGAAGAGGAUUUUACUUUAAAAAUUACUGUAUGUGCUGUUAGUUUGCUAGAAAGAAUAUUUUUGUAAACAAAUGAAAAAAUACCAAUAAAUAGGAUAUAUAAUUA
Molecule: messenger RNA, 1837 nt
Organism: Sitodiplosis mosellana (orange wheat blossom midge)
Lineage: Eukaryota; Metazoa; Arthropoda; Insecta; Diptera; Cecidomyiidae
Product: pickpocket protein 28-like
Exons: 7
Coding region: 145-1728 (527 amino acids)
Biological process (GO): sodium ion transmembrane transport
Cellular component (GO): membrane
Molecular function (GO): ligand-gated sodium channel activity
Source: RefSeq, a predicted model, not a curated record